CCCUCGCGGUAGGUGCGAUGACAGCGCCGACUGCGAACAUUCCGAUCUUUGCUCUGGCCAGGAAUCCCGAUUACACGCCACCUCCAUACCAAAUCCCAAUCCGCAGCCACGACCCCGAACCUUACCAAGCUCCGGAAGACCGUCCAGUUCAAGAGAUUUACAAUGAGCCGCAAAGAUACCAAGUUCCAGUAACCUACGUGGCCCAAGAGCCUUAUCAAACUGAACAGCGUUACCCGGAAGAGAGGCAUCGCUCCUCGGCCCCGGCAUAUGGCCCGGGAUCAACUGAUGAAGGCCCUGCUCGGUAUCAAUUCACCUACGGGAUAAAGGACGACUACUCUGGAAACGACUUCGGCCACCAGGAAGCUCGCGAUGGUUACAAAACCGAAGGAAACUACUACGUGCAGCUCCCCGACGGUCGCCUACAGCAGGUCGAGUACACGGUUGACGGCGACUCCGGCUACGUGGCUCAGGUCAGCUACAAGGGUGAAGCCAAGCACCCCGAGUACAAUCCCGCUCCGGCCUACACGCCAGUUCCAUCCUACAAGUCUGCCAGGUCUUACCAGCCAGCGUACACCUUUAGAUCCCUUCACAUUCCACCUGUUCGCAACAGUUCACCCUUUUAUUUUUAGCUUCCUUUACUCAAUAGAUA
Molecule: messenger RNA, 649 nt
Organism: Penaeus chinensis
Lineage: Eukaryota; Metazoa; Arthropoda; Malacostraca; Decapoda; Penaeidae
Product: cuticle protein 7-like
Exons: 2
Coding region: 18-629 (203 amino acids)
Cellular component (GO): extracellular matrix
Source: RefSeq, a predicted model, not a curated record